UCCAUUGGGCCAGCAGUGCCGGUUAAAAGUCUUGGAAAUCUGCAUUUCCUCAUGGGUCUUAGUUCGUAAAACACCCAGCAGGGUCACCGGCGCCAUCAGCGGCAAACUCCGAAGGGGGAACCAUAUUAGGGCCAGCGUGCCCCUAGGAGAGAAACGCCUUCUCUCGGGGUAGACUGCUCCUGCAUAUCGUGAUUGAAAUGACUGAUAUAUACUUGUCUUCGGCGUCUCUCGGGUCAGAGUGGCUCCACCUGGACUCGUGAAUACGAAGUGUAAUGACUCACUCGGGCGCUUGAAAUAUGAGUGGAACCCUGUCGUCGUUGGUUUUCAUUAUAUCCAUGAUAAUGAUCCUUGCCAGAUGAAACCUCAAUUUAUUCUUCCUUCUUGUGCGAGCAUUCGGCGAGUAGACAGAUUCGGCCUGCUCGACUGUGAUGACGAUGAAGUGCCAUUCUGGGACCUUCUCAGAGCCGUUCUUAGAAGCGAGCUGGCCUCUAUUCACGAUACUUCCUCUCUGCUAGAGGCUCUUGAGGUUAUCGCGGUAACUCUGAGAGGAACCACAGCUGGCGCGGACUUUUCGCUACUUCGAGAGUUCAUGUCACGGCGCUUCCCUGAGCAAUCUGCCCCCAACUUCUUCCGUGAUAUCUGGCCUGUGCUCGUGGAUUUGGCACUGGAAAUGCCGGAUCUCUUCCCAGAGGGCUUGCUGCCAUCGCUGUCAGCCACUAAACCCGCCGAGGUCGUCUUUUCACGCAAGCAGGUGGCUUGCCUCGUUGUCCAUCAAUUCCUGUGCUCGUUGCCGCCACAUCCCUGGUCUACGGAAUCCUUCGUUGAUCUCAGUCCCUGGUUUUCUGCAGCCAGCAAUGUUCACCGGGGUGCCGUGGAUGCAUAUCUCACCGCGUUGUUCACUUACUUUGAAAGAAUAGUCGGAUAUUCUCAGGACAGCAGAUCAAUUGUCGACUUUGACGUAGAGGAAUGGCCCAUUACCUUUAGCAUGCGAACAAUGACAAACGAAAAUAUGAAUCACAUACAGGAUGCCCAAGCCAGAAACAUCAUGCUUUCAUCUACGCGUGUCCAAGUCGUCAACCUCCCAGAGUCGCGGACAACACUCCGUUUGCUGGGCCAUCCCGAUGGAGCAUGCGUGAUCUCUGCGAAUAAAUGCUUCGGACACGGCCCUUCCGGUACCCAAGAGGAGUUGAAUGUGGGCUCCACACCAGAGGCAUAUCCAGUUGUACUCCUGGCACCGCCCCUCUCCGACCAUCAGGUAUUGGUCUGUCGGGGCGCCGAGGCAAUGGUGUCCAUCAUUGGAUACGGUCGUGAUGCGAGGCUUGGUGACCUUCUCCCACAGCCAGCUGCAAACCUCCAUGAUGGCCUGUGGUGGAGGAUGCGGACAAUGUUGUUUAUGGAUGCCCUCGAGCUGGACACCCUGCCAGUGGAGGAAGACUGUCCCAUCCCGGACAUUUGUCCUUCAUCUCGUCUCUCUCGGGAUAUGAUCCUGAAAGCAUACAAUGCGUUCAGUAGUGGCACCUACGGCCACGUGUCUACCGGCCUUUGGGGCUGUGGCAACUUUGGUGGGAACAGAUAUGUAAAGUGUAUAUUACAAUGGUGUGCGGCAGCCCUGGCAGGAGUGCCCGAGCUGAGAUUCGUCUUCUCUACAGCAGAACAACAUGCACUUGGGGAGGAGCUUGCCCAGUUGUCAAUGGAGUUACAGGUUAAGUGUGUGUCGGUCUAUCGCAUGUUUAAUAUCUUGGUCGAGCUGAAAGACACUUCUGGGGUUGGACCCGAUGGCAUUUUUACGUAUAUUGGCCAGAGGAUCUCAGCAUUAACCUAAGCCAACUGCUAUAUAUUCCAGGCGAGUUUCCACACUAAAUUAACAAAUCAUACCCUCACUAGCCUAAGCGCCAGAAGUUUCCCUCCGUAGUUAGUGCCAGAUCCAACUUCUGUAGACUCGCUCUUCCGAGGAUAGAGCCCUGGAGCUGUCAUCGCCAGCAGAGGGAGACGAACUGGGCCCAGUGGAGCGUCCAGCUGGCUGAUUGUGG
Molecule: messenger RNA, 2030 nt
Organism: Aspergillus versicolor CBS 583.65
Lineage: Eukaryota; Fungi; Ascomycota; Eurotiomycetes; Eurotiales; Aspergillaceae
Exons: 2
Coding region: 356-1822 (488 amino acids)
Biological process (GO): regulation of DNA repair; carbohydrate metabolic process; ATP generation from poly-ADP-D-ribose
Cellular component (GO): nucleus; cytoplasm
Molecular function (GO): poly(ADP-ribose) glycohydrolase activity
Source: RefSeq, a predicted model, not a curated record